Scomber japonicus (chub mackerel) is the source of this 729-nucleotide messenger RNA. It is a transcript of the gene tmem150b, whose product is annotated as transmembrane protein 150B. Bases 25 to 729 code for a protein of 234 amino acids. NCBI's taxonomy places the organism in Eukaryota, Metazoa, Chordata, Actinopteri, Scombriformes, Scombridae. The transcript has 6 exons. The record is from RefSeq and is a predicted model, not a curated record.
AGCAAGCAGCAGUGAUAUUGUAACAUGUGGCUGUGGGCAUUGCUUCCCAUCUUCCUGGCUAUCUUUGGCACUGUGGGCAUUUGGACAGUGUUUGGUAUAGCUGUAACAAAUGGAUCAGUCAACUUAACAGAGUCAUUCCCCUAUAUCAGUAAAUGUGGCACUCACAACCCGCAGAGCUGUCUCUUCUCCCAGAUCUGCAACAUCUGCUCGGUUUUAGCCCUGUGGAUUGUGGUGAUCCGUUUUCAGCAGGUUAGAGACUACGGUAACCAUGGAAAGGCCAACAUCGCCAGCAUUGUUUUAGGAUUCAUAUCCUCCCUAGGCAUCUCUCUCCUUGGCAACUUCCAGCAAUCAGUCCUGAUGGGAAUUCACCUUUUGGGGGCAUUCCUGGCUUUUUUCGUUGGUCUGGGAUACUUCUGGGUGCAGGUGUUUCUAACCUAUCGGGCACAGCCAUCUUUAGACCGAUGUUGGGUGGGGCCUCUCAGAGCGAUCUGCUGCAUCAUCUGUACCAUCCUGGUCAUCAUUAUGUCCAUUCUCCACAAUACAGGCCAUAAGUCUGGGGCAGCUGUGUGUGAAUGGGCCUUGGUCAUGGUGUUCUUCUGCUUAUUUGGCCUGUUUGCAGCUGAGUUCAGACACAUCGACUGUCAUCACCUCACUAUACAGAAGAAGAAAGCUGUGAGUAAUAACUCCAGAACUUCCUCAGCAGAACUGAACGGUCACACACACGGCUGA